Molecule: messenger RNA, 690 nt
Organism: Dendrobium catenatum
Lineage: Eukaryota; Viridiplantae; Streptophyta; Magnoliopsida; Asparagales; Orchidaceae
Product: auxin-responsive protein SAUR71-like
Exons: 1
Coding region: 183-623 (146 amino acids)
Biological process (GO): response to auxin
Source: RefSeq, a predicted model, not a curated record
CUUCAACGUACUAUUCCCCCAGCUGCAACCUGACCGUAUCCUCUCUUCCUUUCUCACCUUUCUCAUCCUUAUAAUAUCCUCAAAAACCUAUCUGCAUAUUAUGAGCAGCCCUUCUCCCUCAAUAGCCCAAAUCACCCUUCGCCAAGUCUACGAUAGAGGAUAGCUUCCUUGCUUUCGUAUUAAUGGAGAUAUGUCGAAGCUCCAGUGAAGUUGGUACCUGCAGACCUAAAGGUCUCAUGUCAAAGACGCUUCAACGUUGCCGCUCGCUUAGGCGGCGGUCCGGCCGGGACAAGGCCACGCCGGUGGGUUGGGUUUCGGUUCGAGUCGGAUCUGAGAAAGAAAAGUUCCUGGUUCGACCGGAGUGGAUGAACCACCGCCUUUUUCGACGGCUUCUCGAUGAGGCCGAGGAGGAGUAUGGAUACAUGACGAAAGGCUCACUUGAGCUUCCCUGUAGCGUUGAGGUAUUCAACUUGGUGCUUUGGGAAAUGGACCAGGAUGAGGCCGAUAGCGCCGCCUCAACAUCUCCGACGUUAUGUGGGUUCGCCGUCUCGCCUUUGAGGCGAACGAGAAGUGGAUAUCGCCUGCUUAGUCCGUCUCCGCUCGUCGCCGCAUGCCGGUUAUAGGUCAUCGUGCUGGCAUGUUAUAGAAUUACAUGAGUGGCUGCAUGCGUUUCAACAUACGUUGAUGUCG